Molecule: messenger RNA, 7697 nt
Organism: Strigops habroptila (Kakapo)
Lineage: Eukaryota; Metazoa; Chordata; Aves; Psittaciformes; Psittacidae
Gene: PTPRU
Product: protein tyrosine phosphatase receptor type U
Exons: 32
Coding region: 289-4641 (1450 amino acids)
Biological process (GO): protein dephosphorylation
Cellular component (GO): membrane
Molecular function (GO): protein binding; protein tyrosine phosphatase activity
Source: RefSeq, a predicted model, not a curated record
GUGUCCCGCGCGGCGGCGCUGACGUCAGGGCGGAGCGAGAAGGAGCCGCCGCCGCCGCCGUGCGGGCACUGCCGCUAUUUGAGGUGCGGGGCGGGCGCGUAGCCCCGCUGCGCCACCGCCACCGGAACCGCGGGGCCCGGACCCUCCGCACCCCCCCCACCCCCCGGACCCCCAUCCCGGACCCCGCCUCGACCCCCCCUUCCCGGGACCCUCUGCACCACCCCCCCUCUGGACCCUCCGUUCAUCCCCCCCGGGCCCCUCCGCUCUCUCCUGCCCCCCGGCCGCACCAUGCGCAUUGCCCCGGCAUUGCUCCUCGCUCUCGCCCUGCGGGUCUACGCGCUGGACACCGAGACACCCGCCGCUGGCUGCACCUUUGAGGAGGACGGAGACCUGAACCAGUGCGAGUACAGCCACGGGGAGGACGAUGACUUCGGGUGGGAGCUCAUCCGCAGCUACAUGAUGCCACAUCUGACGACUGACCUGCCCCACGGCUCCUACCUGAUGGUGAACUCCUCGCAGCACGCCCCGGGCCAGAAAGCUCACCUGCUUUUCCAGGCGCUGAGUGAGAAUGACACCCAUUGCCUCCAGUUCAGCUACUUCAUGUACAGCCGGGACGGCCACAGCCCCGGCACCCUCAGUGCCUAUGUGCGGGUGACGGGGGGCCCGGUGGGCAGUGCUGUCUGGAAUGCCUCCGGCUCCCAUGGGCGACAGUGGCACCAGGCAGAGUUGGCCGUCAGCUUGUUCUGGCCCAAUGAGUACCAGGUCCUCUUUGAAGCGGUGGUCUCCAGCGAGCGCAGGGGUUAUCUUGGCUUGGAUGAUAUUUUGCUCCUGAAUUAUCCGUGCUCCAAAGCUCCUCAUUUCUCUCGCCUGGGCGACGUGGAGGUCAAUGCUGGACAGAAUGCCACCUUCCAGUGCGUGGCUGCUGGCAAAGCUGCCGAGGCCGAGCGGUUCCUCAUGCAGAGGCAGAGCGGCGACGUGGUCCCUGCCGCCUCGGUGAAGCACAUCAGCCACCGGCGCUUCCUGGCCACCUUCCAGCUGGACGAGGUGUCCAAGGAGGAGCAGGACCUCUACCGCUGCGUCACCCAGUCCAGCCGCGGCGCCGGCGUCUCCAACUUCGCCGAGCUCAUCGUGAAAGAGCCCCCAACACCCAUUGCACCCCCUCAGCUCCUCCGGGCUGGCUCCACCUACCUCAUCAUCCAACUCAACACCAACUCCAUCAUCGGCGACGGCCCCAUCGUGCGCAAGGAGAUCGAGUACCGCAUGACCUCGGGGCCCUGGUCGGAGGUCCACGCUGUCAACAUGCAGACCUACAAGCUCUGGCACUUGGAUCCCGACACGGAGUAUGAGAUCAGCGUCCUGCUCACCCGGCCUGGCGAGGGGGGCACUGGCAAACCGGGGCCACCCCUCAUCAGCCGCACCAAGUGUGCAGAGCCCAUGCGGGCCCCCAAAGGCCUGGCUUUCUCCGAGAUCCAGUCCCGGCAGCUGACGUUGCAGUGGGAGCCGCUGGGCUACAACCUGACCCGCUGUCACACCUACACCCUCUCCCUCUGCUACCGCUAUUUCGUGGGCACCGGCCACAACCAAACCUUCCAGGAGUGCGUGAAGAUGGAGCGCAACGCCAACCGCUACACCAUCAAAAACCUGCUGCCCUACAAGAACAUCCACGUCAAGCUCAUCCUCUCCAACCCCGAGGGUCGCAAGGAGGGCAAGGAGGUGAUAUUCCAGACGGAUGAGGAUGUGCCCGGCGGCAUCGCCUCGGAGUCCCUCACCUUCACCCCGCUGGAGGACAUGAUCUUUCUGAAGUGGGAGGAACCAGUGGAGCCCAAUGGCCUCAUCACACAGUACGAGAUCAGCUACCAGAGCAUCGAGUCCUCCGACCCGGCGGUGAACGUCCCCGGCCCGCGCCGCACCGUCUCCAAGCUCCGCAAUGAGACCUACCACGUCUUCUCCAACCUCCACCCCGGCACCACCUACCUCUUCUCAGUGCGGGCCCGCACCGGCAAGGGCUUUGGCCAGACAGCGCUCACCGAGAUCACCACCAACAUCUCUGCUCCCACCUUCGACUACGGGGACAUGCCAUCACCACUGAGCGAGUCGGAGAGCACCAUCACGGUGCUGCUGCGGCCGGCGCAGGGCAGGGGGGCUCCCAUCAGCACCUACCAGGUCAUUGUGGAAGAAGAGCGGCCCAAGAAGCUCAAGCGGGAGCUGGGUGGGCAGGAAUGCUUCCCAGUGCCGCUCACCUUCGAUGAUGCCAUGUCCCGUGGCUCCGUGCACUACUUUGGGGCUGAGCUGCCCGCCAGCAGCCUCACUGAAGCCAAACCCUUCACUGUGGGAGACAACCAAACCUACAGUGGCUACUGGAACCCACCGCUGGAGCCCAAGAAGGCUUAUCUCAUCUACUUCCAAGCCAUGAGCAACCUCAAAGGGGAAACCCGGCUGAACUGUGUCCGGAUUGCUCGCAAAGCUGCCUGCAAAGAGAGCAAGCGUCCCCUCGAGGUGUCGCAGCACUCGGAGGAGAUGGGCCUCAUCCUGGGGAUCUGUGCUGGAGGGCUCAUCGUCCUCAUUAUCCUCCUGGGAGCCAUCAUCGUCGUCAUUCGGAAAGGGAGGAACUACUAUUCUUAUUCCUAUUACCCAAAACCCGUCAACAUGACCAAAGCCACCAUUAACUACCGCCACGAGAAGACACACAUGAUGAGUGCCAUUGACAGGAGCUUCACUGACCAGAGCACGCUGCAGGAGGACGAGCGCCUGGGGCUCUCCUUCAUGGACACCCACAACUACAGCAACCGAGGUGACCAGCGCAGCAGCGUGGUCAAUGAGUCCAGCAGCCUGCUGGGGGGCUCCCCCCGCCGCCAGUGCGGCCGCAAAGGGUCCCCGUAUCACACCGGGCAGCUCCAUCCCGCCGUGCGGGUGGCGGAUCUCCUCCAGCAUAUCAACCAGAUGAAGACGGCAGAAGGCUACGGCUUCAAGCAGGAGUAUGAGAGCUUCUUUGAAGGUUGGGAUGCUUCGAAGAAGAAAGACAAGACCAAAGGAAGACAGGAUCAUGUGUCGACAUAUGACCGUCACCGGGUGAAGCUGCACCCGCUGCUGGGUGAUCCCAACUCUGACUACAUCAAUGCCAACUACAUCGAUAUUCGGAUUAACCGAGAAGGCUACCACAGGUCCAACCACUUCAUAGCCACACAAGGCCCCAAGCAGGAGAUGGUGUACGACUUCUGGCGCAUGGUGUGGCAGGAGCACUGUUCCAGCAUCGUGAUGAUAACCAAGCUGGUGGAGGUGGGCCGGGUGAAAUGCUCCAAAUACUGGCCGGAUGACUCCGAGAUGUACGGGGACAUCAAGAUCACGCUGGUGAAGUCGGAGACGUUGGCUGAGUACGCCGUCCGCACCUUUGCUCUCGAGAGGCGGGGCUACUCAGCCAGGCACGAGGUGAGGCAGUUCCACUUCACAUCAUGGCCUGAGCACGGUGUCCCCUACCACGCCACGGGGCUGCUGGCCUUCAUCCGCAGGGUGAAGGCAUCCACGCCGCCUGAUGCGGGCCCCAUCGUCAUCCACUGCAGUGCUGGCACAGGGAGAACUGGCUGCUACAUUGUCCUGGAUGUUAUGUUGGACAUGGCCGAGUGUGAGGGUGUUGUGGACAUCUACAACUGUGUGAAGACCUUGUGCUCACGGAGGAUCAACAUGAUACAGACGGAGGAGCAGUACAUCUUCAUUCACGACGCCAUCCUAGAAGCCUGCUUGUGCGGGGAGACCAGCAUCCCUGCCAGCGAGUUCAAACCCACCUACAAGGAAAUGGUGAGGAUAGAGCCUCAGAGCAACUCCUCACAGCUAAGGGAGGAGUUUCAGACCCUGAACUCAGUGACUCCCCAUCUGGAUGUGGAGGAGUGCAGCAUCGCCCUCCUGCCCCGCAACCGGGAGAGGAACCGCAGCAUGGAUGUCCUGCCGCCCGACCGAUGCCUUCCCUUCCUCAUCUCCGUGGAUGGAGACAGCAACAACUACAUCAACGCGGCCUUAACUGAUAGCUACACCAAGAGCGCUGCCUUCAUCGUCACCCUGCACCCGCUGCAGAACACCACCACCGACUUCUGGCGGCUGGUGUACGACUACGGCUGCACCUCCAUCGUCAUGCUCAACCAGCUCAACCAGUCCAACUCCGCCUGGCCUUGUUUGCAGUACUGGCCUGAGCCAGGGCUCCAGCAGUACGGCCCGAUGGAGGUGGAGUAUGUCUCUGGAGCAGCAGAUGAGGACAUCGUGUCCCGUCUCUUCCGAGUCCAGAACAUCACACGGUUGCAGGAGGGGCACCUGAUGGUCCGGCAUUUCCAGUACCUGCGGUGGUCGGCGUAUCGAGACACCCCAGACUCCAAGAAGUCCUUCCUGCACCUCCUGGCCCAAGUGGAGAGGUGGCAGAAGGAAAGCGGCGAUGGCAGGACUGUGGUGCACUGCCUGAACGGAGGUGGCCGGAGCGGCACCUUCUGUGCCUCCACCAUGAUCCUGGAGAUGAUCAAGUGUCACAACAUGGCAGAUGUUUUCUAUGCUGCAAAGACCCUCCGCAACUACAAGCCAAAUAUGGUAGAGACCUUGGAGCAGUAUCAUUUCUGCUACGAUAUAGCACUGGAAUAUCUGGAGUCCCUGGAGACUAGAUAGCACCUUGCCAGGAGAGGGGCGGCAAGGGCUUGCGCAGGGGUUGUGCCACCGCGCGGUUCGCGCUUGGACGUUGUGUUAGUGCUGAAGGUGAGGAGGAAACAGCAAAGGACCCAACGAGAAAACCCAGCAGAUCAAGGAUAACGAAAGGAUGUGGGGACGUGUCGGCUGCUCCCCAUCUUCAUCCUCCGCUCCCCAUCUUUCCUUCCCACCCUGAGCGUGUCUGAGUGGCCGCAGGUCAGAUGCCACGACUCGUCCUGUCCCUGCAUCGCUUUGAAUCAUGGUCAUGGUAUGUGCAGGAUGCGGCCCUGUGGUGCUGCCUGGGCAUCUCCAAAGCAGCUGGAGAGAAGGCCAGGGAGGGCAGGAGGAGCCGAGGCCGUUUCCCAGCAGGAAGGAUGGAUUAUUGGAGAAGAGAUGUUGCUGUUUGAAUUGUGCGUGGAAUCAAAGCUGCUCUUCUGAGGAGUCCAGAUGGUUGCUGGCACGUUUUGCCCUUGGUGGGGACAUACUCUGAGCUGGAGCAAAGACCCUGAGAGGAGCCCGUUUUCUGCCUGUUCUCACCAGGAGUUUGAUCUUCACAUUGUUUAGUUCUGUGAGUUGUCACCCUUUGUGUAUCCAGCCCUGGACAGAGCCGGGAUGAGGGACGAGAGGUGGGUGUCAGGGAGUGCCAAGUCCCCCUUGCAGGGACUGACCCAGACCCCUCCUGGUGCCUUUGCAAAGCUUUUCAAAUGCUGGUUCUUCUGCAUCUCCAAACCAUCUUCUCCAUCUGUAGCAAUUGAUUCCUCCCCGGCUGACACAAAGGUACCAGCCCAUGGGUCCGUUUCUAACGCUUCCCUUGUGAAUCGCUGCAUAUGAUGCAUCUUUGGUGCCUGGAAACGAAGCCCUCAGAAUGUGGGUCCAUCCUGGAUGCUGCUCUCAGGCAGUUGUCCAUCGAUGCUGCUUGGCUUUUCUUGGCUUUUCUGGGGCUGGUGAAGUGGGAUGGUUGGUUUUGGUGAUGCUGUUGGCAUGGGGUGAGCUGUGCUGAAGCCUUGAGUCAUGGCAGAGCUUUGGGGAUGGGCAUGAGGAGGUCCCCACACCCCUGGUGCCACCCAGGGACAAGUGUAUGGGGCUGGUGAUUGAAGGUACCUGAUUCUUUUUUGGCUUCAUCUUGCUGCAGGCAGGUGUGAGAUGUCACCUUUUUGGUCUGAUAUUGUGGUAAUUACAGGGGUUUCUGCUUAGCCUGCUUGUAAUAAAGCUGUGGUCAGGGUUUUCUCUCCCUGCAAAUGGCCUCAAGAAGAUGUAACCACAAGGAUGCAGGUCUGGGGUCUAGAGGAGAGGGGAGGAACUGAGGGGAGGCUGCUUCUGUCUUGAGGGCCAGGCAGAACCUUUCACUUUGGGGUCAUUUUUUGGAGGGAUGGAGCAGAACAAAUGAGAAACUGCCCUCCAUCUGCUGGAAGUUGCAGAUGGGCAGCCCCAUCCUUCAUUCCCCCCAUCCCCGAUGUUCCCUCAUCCUCCAGCCCCAUCUCCCCAGGGCAGGGGCAGCUUCCCCAUCCUGCCUGCCUGGCGCCUGGGGAUCCCUCUCCCUGGGGAAUUACAUUCAGAUCCAUUCCAUAACUGAAAGACAUGGAUUCUGUCUUUGGACCGAACCACAGCACCAAGGCUGCAGAGCCCUGGAUGAGCAAACCCAGGAGGAAAUUCCAUCCACCUUCCCAGGUUGGAGGAGAGCAACAGGAUAAAUCUCUGUCCUCUCUCCACCUUAGGGGAUGUCCUACCCACUGCCCUGCAGACACCCAGGGCUGGUGAUGGGCAUUUCAACAGCAGUGGGAAGUUUGGCCCAGGCACUUGGAUUUCUUGCUGAAUAAUUCACAUAGCCUGUCAAUAACUUAUUCCAAGGGCUAUGCAAUAUUAUUCCCCUUCUUUCCAUCCCUGCUGUCUAACCUUGCCAUGUGCCCAUGCUGCCUCCUGACCAAAUAGUCUUUUGACCCCACCAGAGCCUGCAAAAUGGUCCCAUUACACCAGGACCUGGUAACACUGGUACUUGCAUCACAAGCCUUCACUUGGAAUAAAUCAGUCCAAUCCACACCUUGUUUUCCCAAUCCCCACCUCUCUGUGGCUGUGUCUGUGCUGUCCUAGGGUGCUGCACGGUGGGUGCAGAGAGGUCCCAGGGUGCAGAAAUUGGUUGGUUUUGUAUGAAAAUGGAUGGGUUGAGCCUCUGAAAUUCCUGGGGAUGGGAUAAUGUUGGCACCGUUCAGCCCCGGAGCCUGGAGGGGGGCUGGAGGGAUGCUCCUGCUUCAUCCCAGACCUUCCAGGAGCAUGGGUUACCUGCAUCCUUCACAGGGAUGGAGCAUCCUGCAGUCCUUCACAGGUUAAAUGUUGCCAGCAAGAAGGCAAAUUGAAACCCCAUUUAGUCCUAAAGAGACAACAGAGACUGGAGAAGUUGUAUAUAUGUUUUAAAAGGGAGAUGAUUAUUUUUGUUUUAAUUCUUUUUAAAUCUCCUUGCUGGAUGUCUCUGGGUUUUUAGGGCAUCUCUUCCAAAAGGCAGCCUUUGAAACCCAAGUGCUAUACAAACCACCGUGUUCUCCAACUCCUACUGAGCUGCUCAUCUGACAAUGAGGCAAGGACAUCCUGUACAUAGAAAUAUAUAUAUAGAAAUAUAUAUAUAAACCUAUAAAUACUGUUCUUAAGAUGGAUGAUGGUUAUUGGUAUUACAGAUUGGAGUGGUGCUUUUUUAAUAAUAAAAAUAAAACCAUAAAAAAAAGAGGAAAACAUUAAAAUGCAGGGGAAAAAAAAAAAAAAGAAACCCAAACCAACAAAUUGGAGCAAUUUUGUCUAUAUGCAGCAAAAGUGACCCUGAAAGUUGGCAGCAUCCAACCAUGGGACUAGUACCAUGAGGCGGCUCCACCGCGGAGGAGGAUGGUGCAGUGGGAUGGAGGGAGGGAUGGUGAAGGAGGGACACUGAUGUGGAUUGUACCACGCACAUCCAGCUGUUGUGAACUGGUUUGUUUGUUUUUUUUUUAUGAUGAUUGAUUAUUUUUGGCUUUCUUUUAAGGAAAUCAGUUGCAUAAAUAAAUGUUCCAAAUUUG